Acanthaster planci (crown-of-thorns starfish) is the source of this 2769-nucleotide messenger RNA. Its product is annotated as ras-specific guanine nucleotide-releasing factor RalGPS1-like. Gene Ontology annotation, biological process: Ras protein signal transduction. The record is from RefSeq and is a predicted model, not a curated record. Gene Ontology annotation, molecular function: guanyl-nucleotide exchange factor activity. NCBI's taxonomy places the organism in Eukaryota, Metazoa, Echinodermata, Asteroidea, Valvatida, Acanthasteridae. Gene Ontology annotation, cellular component: plasma membrane.
GACGGAAACCACUAUAACCACCGACGUCUUGGGCUAGGAUAGGACUGGCCGAACAGUAACAAGCUGGUACUCGGUAAUUUUGAUUAUCGCGAGCAUGAGCAUCAGUGUUUUUCAUACGAUCGUACGUGCACGCACGCAUCGUGGAGUAGUGUGCAUACAGGGCGAGAUACUGUAGUUCGCAUGCUUCGGGUCUGUGGUUUGUGACUGUGAAUACUCAAACUCACACCACUUAGCGUUUCAUUCAUUCUUUGUAGACUCCAGGCCGCACAGACAGGCAGUUAUUCAUUAUUCGCAAGCCUUGACCUCCUGUUGACCUCCGUCUACUACUCAACUGUUCAACCACGGGAUCCCAUUUGUAGCCAGCGAUCAACUGAAGAUGAAAUGAAUGCAUGAAAUAUUUCAGACAGCUGUAAUUUUCUCUAUUCAAAUGGAAAUAUUCUACGGGUGAAAAUGUGAUUGUGGUAACAUUCUUACUGGAAUUCUGUCAAACUAGGAAGAUGGACUGUGUAGCCAGGGAAGGAAUGCUUCAUGUGUAAAUAAUUCUGUGAUUAUGAACCACAAGAUCCUCAAGCAGCAGCUGUCUGCUUCAUCAGUGGAGGACCUGACUAAUGGAGGGGAGAGCUCCUCAUCUAGGGGAUCCACAUUAACUGCGUUGAGUGGGCGAGAAGCGGCAGAUAGCGGGAGAUGGACGUUGCCGAGACUCAAGACGUAUGAUGCUGUUGUAUUUGACGUGCUAAGGGUCAUGCCAGAUGACCUGGCGAAUCAGAUUACCCUGAUGGAUUUGCCGGUCUUCAAAGCCAUCACUCCAGAGGAGUUAAGCAGCUGCGCCUGGUCAGGCAAAGACAAGAACAACCUCUGUCCCAACAUAGUUGCUUUCACCCGGAGAUUCAACCAUGUUAGUUUCUGGGUCGUUCAUGAAAUCCUGGGCGGGCAAACUCUGAAAAUAAGGGCUGAAAUUGUAGGACAGUUUGUCAAAAUUGCAAAGAAAUUAUUUGAGUUGAAUAACUACCACUCACUUAUGGCUGUCAUAUCAGCGCUUCACAGCGCACCCAUCUUUAGAUUAAGUAAAACCUGGAAUCUCCUCCACAAGAAAGAGCGAUCCACGUGCGAGAAGUUAGCUGAACUCAUGUCUGAAGAUGACAACAGACAGAAACUACGAGAACACAUGGACUGUGUGCGACUGCCGUGUAUACCCUACCUAGGUUUGUACCUUCAAGAUCUUAUCUUCAUCGAUGUAGCUCACCCAAGCACUGGUGGCAUUGAGAGUGAGAGGAGGUGUCUAAAGAUGAAUAAUGUCUUACGGACAAUAGCUGAGUUUCAGUUGUCAACAUACGAGAUCGAGCCCCUCCCCUAUGUCCAGAAUUAUCUGAAGUCAGUGCGCUACAUCGAUGAACUUCAGAAAUUUGUAGAGGAAGAUAAUUACAAGUUGUCCCUGCAGAUUGAGCCUGCCAACCCACAGUCAAACGUGUCCAAGUCAAGAGAUGAAUUAGAAGCUUUAGAUAGAGGCUCGUCACCAGGCAAAUCCACCCCAGCCACACCUCUAGCCGCAGCAAGAUUUGUACCAGGUCAUCGGAAAACAAAAAGCUUAGGAACAACGUUUGUGUCUCAUGCAGCAAUUGAACCCUUACAUUUAACCAAUUCACACAUUGCACAUGGACCCAGGCAUCUACUGGAUGACAGCUUACUGGAGGAAACAAGCGCACAUGGUCAUCCCUCCAUCACAAGUUCCAUUGAAGGGUCAAUGAAUGGUAUGUCAAUAGGAAGCAGUGAAGGGUCAGAACUCAGCGAUGAUCAAGAUCUCUGGAUAGGGGACAAUUUGACUGAAAGCUGCGAAGACCUUGUUCACAAUAUACCAGAGGUACCAGCAUCAGCAUUUAAAAUACAUGGUUACCUGAAGCGGAAGCCAGUCAUGAAACUUGGGAGGAAAGUAUCGGUCACAGCAUGGACUAGAUACUGGGUAGGGUUAUGGGGAACCAACAUCGUACACUAUGCAGCGAAGUACUUCACUGGGCACGACAGAACAGACUUCAAGAUCAGGCCUUGUAAAUUGUUUUCCAUCAGUGACUGGGUAGUGACGUUACCAGAGACCAGAGGAAACAACGUCAUCCUACUAACAGACCUUGCCAAGGGUAACUCAUAUAAGUACAAAGCCCCCUCCUAUGCCUUGGCUUGCCAGUGGGUGAGAUACCUUGAUGAGGCUACUAAAAAACACAAAGGGCCAAAGACACCAGCCAACUUGAUGUCCUUUGACUGAAUAUAAAAAGUGCAGCACUAGGUAGUACAGUUAAAAGUCUAGCCAGAGCCAAAGGGAAGACUAAAUUGGCUGAAAGGACUUCAAUGAAGGCAUGGAAUGACUGAAACCAUGGGUAUGAUACAGCAUUGCCGUGGAAACAUUACACAGUACCUGGAUGAGCUCCUAUCAGCAUGGUAGGAAUGGAUGCACUGUUCUGCAGAAACAAGACCUCGACGGACAUACCUCCCAACUUAAAGCCCGUCCUACCCUACCACAGACAAUAAACUCCACCCCAUGGUCUUUGCUGCAAAUGAUGCAGGUUCACUGUGAGAGUGCCAGCUGUCUGCAUAAAAGCCCAUCCACAUCGCCACAAAGCGUCUGAUUGCUGUAACAGCCACAAACACUGGAGCAGUAUAAACUGCAGUUAACAGUGUGCUGUAGGGACACACAAACUCCACUUAGUGGUCGAGUUCGGGCGGCCUGUUCUUGACACGAGUUUCUUGUUCUUGUGCUCGAACGGCGGGAACACGACUCAA